CUAAAAUACACUACAUAAUAUAGCGUUAAUAUACCACUCGCGUCCCCAGGACUUGGUCGUAAAAUUACUAAAAAUCAUAUAUAUAAGGGGAAUAAAUGUGUGUCGGCAUAAUGGCAUUCUGCGUGGUCGUCUGAAACCAGUUAGAUUAUUAAUUAGUAGUGGAAAUAACAAAAAAAAAAAAAAAGAAUAAACACGUUCUUUAGUUUAAACAACGAAAUGCUGUUUAAUUUAUUGUUAUGUGUUCUAGUUGUAGUAAAUUACUUUGUUAUGUUGAAAGAUCUUGAUUAGGUUAAAUUGGUUCACUCAUCUUUCUAUUAGACAUUCCUGGACGUAAUUUUUCUAGUAUUAAGGUUAAAUAUCAUAUCAUCCCGUCACUUACGGGUUCUCGAUAUCUAGUGAACACAUCAGUGUUUUCUUGAAAAAACAAAGGUGUGCUUAUUUGCAUGCAGCACACGUUAUAGCCACGUGAACACGAGACAGCUGUCCUGUUAUUAAACAGAUUUUUUAAAAUAAUAAUUUGGCCAAGUUAAUGAAGUGUCAAAAUCGUGUGAAAUGUGUAAUAUUUACUAGCAAACGUAUGCAUAAUAAAUGUAAUCGCUGUAAAGCGAAUGAUAUUUCUUCGUGGACAAAUGACAUGUUUACGGUGAUAAAAUAUUGUCAACGUUAUUUGCAUUGUACUAUAUUUAUAAGGAGAAGCAUUCAGUUGUGGCGCUGCUAUUAUUUUAUCGAACAAUCACUUUUGAUAAUUUUAUAGCGGUUGGUAAAUUGUUCGUGGCACACGUGUUUGGAUGGCAAAAACCGUUUUCGUACAUUGUAUUCUACAGGCUGGUGUCCCUGUCGGCCAUCCCGUACAAUUACCAACCCUACGCCGUACGAAUCGUUUUUGAAUAUUCUCCCGCACUCGCCGCCAAGUGUAUACACACAGCUGCAUGCUCGCGGCGGAACGCGACGGGGUGUCGGCUAUAAAUUACCGUGAAGCCACCAAGGUAGAUAUUUCCGAAAUGUGUUCAUUGUUCGUCUCACACGGGAAUUCAUGGAUAGUUCUUCAUCCCAUACAACAUGAUUUUCGUAUAACUUCUUUGAAAGGAGAAUUUAUCAAUAAAUCGAUUGGAGAAUUAAAAGUUGAUUAUAAUCAAUAUUACGAUAAGCAGUAUGUAAAUGUUUACAUAAAAACGUAUACAAAAAUAACUCCAUGCAAUGCUAUAAUAGAACUUAUAAAAUGUAAAGAACAUUUUUUAGACUGUAAACAUUUAAAAACUUUAACUUGGAAUAAUUUUUGCGAAUAUAUGGAAUUUGGAAUGUCUUUAAUAAAAAUAGGCUCAAAAAAUCGUGAAAUAAAAUGUCCUAUUAUGGGAGAAUAUGUUUUAAAAAAUAUUACUUAUGAUCCUACAACAGCAAUUCCAUUUUUUUUUGCACCAACUGAAAAAUGGUGGGAAUAUACGUAUAAGCUCAAUUUAAUUGCUUAUGGCUGUUUGAGUAAUAAGCUGAUGACAUUUUACUGUGAAGUAUACAUUUUGACUUACCGGCUAAAAAGAAAACUUGAAUAAAUUUUAUCAGUAAAUAAUAUAUAAUAGAUAAAUUAUUAUUAUUAGGCAAACAAAAUGCUUUUAUAUGUUUUGUUCAUAGUUAAGCUUAUAAUAGUUUACUAAUGGUUGUAACCAAGAAAUUACAAUUUUUUUUAUUUCUAAUCGAUUAUUGUAAUCAUACUUACUAAUAAUAAAUGUUUGUUAUUAACAAAGAUAGUUAUUUAAACUAAAUUUAGCUAACACAAUAUAUUAUU
This is a messenger RNA of Daktulosphaira vitifoliae (grape phylloxera), 1780 nucleotides long. RefSeq lists its product as uncharacterized. Lineage: Eukaryota; Metazoa; Arthropoda; Insecta; Hemiptera; Phylloxeridae. The record is from RefSeq and is a predicted model, not a curated record. The transcript has 4 exons. Bases 930 to 1547 code for a protein of 205 amino acids.